AUGUCUCUUCAUCUGCACUCCUCGACGCGUCGUCCCGAACCCCUGAAAGACACCGAUUACGACCAUGAGAUCAGUUUAGUGGAUCAUACGAAGAACCAGAACGUUUCCGUCGAGAAUGGGAGGUCAUCCAGGAGCAGGUCUGCUGGCCGAGCGACGCAAAUAUCGGAUGUUGCUUCGGAUUCUUCCUCGAGAAGACUCAGCGAUGUGCCGCUGAAGAAACGCCAUACGAAAGACAAAUUAAGAAAGGAGAUGUCGAAGAGGAAAUAUAAGAAGUACCAGGAUAAAAGCAAUAAGGAUACAGACGCAGGGGCCGAAGAGGAUUCUGCUGAAGAAGACGAAGAAGAUGGGACCAAGCCAUCAAGAGAGACAAGUCCUGAAAGAGCUGGCGCAGAGAUCACGAACGAGGAGACGCCUGAAAGGGGUCGAAGGAAACAGAAGCACAAACACAAGCCUUCUGAAACCGCAAUUGAUAUUUUAUACGAAAACCAGCGUGGUCUAUUUCUCUGCGGAAUGGCGUUGUUCUCUGCGAAAGCGCUCGGGAAUCUCGACCCUGCACCAUGGACGAAUGUUGCUCAUAAAACAAGCGCCACGAAUAUCACAAAUGCACAAGUUCCAGAUCCCUCUUGGGAAUGGGUUUCCAAGGAAUGGACGGUCAAUCAUGAAAACGACGUGGAUGAAGAUGGAUGGGAAUAUUCUUUCGCAUUCUCAAAGAAGUUCUCAUGGCAUGGUCGAUCGUGGUAUAAUUCUUAUGUGCGAAGACGAGCCUGGAUAAGGAAACGGGCGAAAAAACAUGUGGGAUAUGAAGCUCAACCCCUAGCACAUCGACUGAACUCCGACUACUUCACAAUACAUCCUGCGGUUGAACGAGGUGAUAGUAGGAGUCGAGCGUCAACAAUGACAGAUGCCGCACGAUUCAGCGUUGACAUGCUAGCUAAACGAGAUAUGGAAGAGAUGGUGGCCGAGGACAUAUGCGACAUCACUGCACUUAUGGUCGCUCUUAAACUAGCAGCGAUUGACAGAGAGAAGCUGGAAGCGGUGGAGAAUUUUAUCGAGCACGGCGGGGACGAACUAUUCUAUUUGAGGGAUCGUAUGCACGAUAUUAUGAGAAUGUUCAUCUUCCAAGCGUCCAGGAAGAUUCUUGUCAGCCAUUUACAUAAGACCUACAACGAACUCGUAAAGCAGUCGGAAGAGGUUGAAGCGGAAGACGACGAUGACAACAAAGGUUCAGAAACAAAACGGCGUGUCGAAAAUCUCAGGAUCGCACUUGAGCACGCUGAUGAAGAGGUCAAGAAGCUAGAAUAUUGGUCGGAUGUCAAGGAAAUGGCCGAGAACGGCGAAACGAUACAUGGUGUAGACCAGAUCGGAGGCUGGGACGCAAAGGAAUGGGAGGGUAUCGAUAUCUCCCGGCCGAAAGAUGUGAUUUCCAGACCCCACGAAGCUGGAAAUAUCAAGAAACGCCAGGAAAACGGAAUGAACGUAGAAAGGGCGUCGUCGAAAACAAGAGACGGAACGAACAAUGAGAAUGGUGGCAGUACGGCCAAAGGAAAGGGAAAAGAUAAGGCAAAGGAGUAA
Messenger RNA from Glarea lozoyensis ATCC 20868, 1572 nucleotides. RefSeq lists its product as uncharacterized. Lineage: Eukaryota; Fungi; Ascomycota; Leotiomycetes; Helotiales; Helotiaceae. The transcript has a single exon. The record is from RefSeq and is a predicted model, not a curated record. Bases 1 to 1572 code for a protein of 523 amino acids.